UUAUAAAAAACAUUAGUUUCUAAAGUUAGCAUCUUCUAUGUUGCUCUAGUCUCUAGACUGGUUCAAGUAGAGCACACCAUUUCUAGAGAGAGAGAGAGAAGGAAUCCGCGCUAUGGGAAAAUCAACGCCGGCAUGUUUCAGGAUCAUCGGCUGCGGGGGUGAUUCUGUCGAGCAUGACGAUCUCCAAACUCCCGAAAGCAAGGCCUCUAGUGAUCGCCGUGGAUGGAGUUUUCGGAAGAGAUCUGCUAGACAUCGCGUACUGAGUAACAGUGUUACUUCAGAAUCACCUGCAUCCGCCAGCAAGGAAAGUCUAGAAUCUAUUCCUGUCAACUGCCAAGUGCAGCCUGAUCCGACUAUUACAGAGAAGACCACGGAAGUUCAGCAGAAAGAAGAAAAAGCCACAGUGAUUCAGCAGAAAGAAGAGAAGACUAAGGAAAUUCAGCAGAAAGAAGAGAAGUCCACAGAAAUUUUGCAGAAAGAAGAGAAGACCAUAGAAAUUCCACAGAAAGAAGAGCAGGUAGAAAUUCAGCAGAAAGAAGAAAAGUUUGAGUCGUCUUCUCUUCUGGGCUCAAAGUUGCAGGACACUCAACCGUCCAAAGAGGAUGACUUGGGAGCAGAUGCACCUCCUGAUGAGCAGAGUAUUAUUUUAAUCCAGACUGCUGCUAGAGGGCUGCUGGCUCGCCGAGUUCUGCUGAAGCAAAAAAGUGCAACAAAGUUGCAAGCUGUUUUCAGAGGACACAUAGUUCGAAACCAUGCAGUGGGAACUCUCCGGUGUGUACAAGCCAUCAUUAAAAUGCAAGCUCUUGUUCGAGCACGCCAAAGCCGGCUACAGAAUAAGAAAGAAGCCAAAGCAAACCAGCCACACACUUAUGUUUCCAUUGAGAAGCUACUUAGCAAUGCCUUUGCUCGUCAGCUCAUGGAAGCUUCACCAAGGACUAAGCCUAUGAACAUCAAGUGUGACCCCUCAAAAUCUGACUCAGCUUGGACGUGGUUGGGGAGAUGGAUGGCUGUUUCAUCGGUGAGCAAUGAAGGGCCACAGGAGACUGAAGUAGCAGUGGAGAAGCAUAAGGAUAAUCUUGGACUUUCUGGUUACAAUGAAGAGGACCACCCUUCAGUUCAAACAAUUUCCAAGUCAAUAGAUUCUGAAUCUGGUUUUGAUGCAUCAGAUGAUGUUUUCAAUGAUAACAAUAUGACAAAAUAUGAUGCAAUUGCCUCAGAUGUCCAUCUGCAUGAUACUGAUCAAUCAGUUACAAAAUGUGAGGUAAAAGAAUCUUCUCCCACUGAGAUAAAAAGUACAGAUUUGGUCGAUGUAAUGGAAGAAGAAUAUCUUCCUAAAAAAGAAGAAUCACAAAAUGCAGAAGUACUAAAUGAGGUGGUGGAAGUGGAAUGUUUUCUCAAAAAAGAGGAAAAAGGAAAUGUUCAGGAAGCACCUGAUUCGGAAAAGUUUUCCAGUGUGGAAAUUGAAACAGAGGUGAAACAUAUUUCAAGAAAGGCAAGUAAUCAUGCUUUCAUUGCUGCACAGUCAAAAUUUGAAGAACUGAGCUUGGCUUCUCGAUCUGCUCACGAUCCUGGAGUUGAAUCUAGUUUGGACAAGGUUUCUUCUGCUAAUCAAGAUCAAUCAUUCAGGUCCGAGGACAAAGACAGUGGAUUAGUUGACUACCUCACUUCCAAUGCUUAUGCAGUUCAACUAGGUAGCUCUGUGUGUGGGACUCAACUUUCCACGUAUUCAACUCUAGAUUCACCAGAUAGGUCAGAAGAGGCUAGAGUCAGGGACAGUGAAAUGAAAACAAACGUUUCAGAUGAGACUGAUGCCCCUAGAAAUGGAGAGAAUUUAAAACUUGAGGCAAAAUCUGUUGUGCUGGAAACUGAUCCUUUAACCAAUACUACUAAGUUGGAGAGAAAUGGAAGUGUUGACUCAGUUUCUGAAGACUCUCUUAAUUCUUGCGUGCCAGCAGAUACACCACAGCUGGAAAAGGCAGCAGAUCUGAAACAAUCUGAAACAAACCACCGGGUAAACAAAUUAUCACCUGAAGCUUCACCCAGAAACAUUGAAGCUACCACUGAACUUCUAGCAACUCCUUCCAGCCAAGGGUCUGUUAAACGGAAGAAAAGUAAAGGUGAAAAAAGUCAGUCCAAUCGCAAGAGUAAGCCUUUAUCAGAUGAUAAAAAUCCCUCAAAUCAUACUCCAGACUCUGCUUGUAGAAGUAGCUUGGAUCAGUUGCAUGAACAUAAAUCGGGGAAGAGGCGAAGCUCCAUCGGCUCAGCAAAACUUGAUCAUAAGGAGCAGGAACCAAAAGAUAGUGGCAGCAGCAAUUCUCUACCAAGCUACAUGCAAGCGACUGAAUCUGCAAGAGCCAAGACUAUAGCUAAUGGCUCUCCAAGAUCAAGUCCUGAUGUCCAUGACAAGGAGAACUACAUAAAAAAGAGACAUUCACUACCUGGUACAAAUGAAAGGCAAGGAUCUCCUCGAGUUCAUCGCUCACUAUCUCAGGCACAACAGAACACAAAGGGAAAUGCAAGCAAUUCUCCUCAAGAUCGGAAGUGGCGACGGUGAAUAGAUAUUUUGGAUUAUGAGGAUACACCUGACCCGUCAAUGAGUAUCUUUAACUUGGAUGGAUUGCUCUGAAAGAUCUGUUGCUUUUACAUUGUGAAGAAUAUAUAGGUAUUGGGUAUUAUUCCAAAUGGAGAGAUGUAGAGACACUGAGGUUUUGCAUUGACAUUUCCAGAAUGCUGUUUCUCUUUCCUUGGUUUGCCUUUGUCUGAUAUUCCUUUUUCCCAUUUUUCUCUGUUUUUUUUUCUUACCAAAAAGUGUUUGGUUUAUAUAUUAACUUGUAUUGGAUUUGGGCGAAUGCUAUUUUCAUCUUUGGCUUGAAUUUCAUCAAUAUAUUUUUCAUCCAAGAAAUGUUUUACCAAUUAAA
Molecule: messenger RNA, 2918 nt
Organism: Salvia splendens (bonfire salvia)
Lineage: Eukaryota; Viridiplantae; Streptophyta; Magnoliopsida; Lamiales; Lamiaceae
Product: protein IQ-DOMAIN 32
Exons: 6
Coding region: 113-2554 (813 amino acids)
Molecular function (GO): protein binding
Source: RefSeq, a predicted model, not a curated record